Messenger RNA from Diplodia corticola, 1323 nucleotides. RefSeq lists its product as uncharacterized. The record is from RefSeq and is a predicted model, not a curated record. Bases 1 to 1323 code for a protein of 440 amino acids. NCBI's taxonomy places the organism in Eukaryota, Fungi, Ascomycota, Dothideomycetes, Botryosphaeriales, Botryosphaeriaceae. The transcript has a single exon.
AUGCCUUGGGACCCAGACAAAGCGCCCGGGCCUUCGAGGCUCAAGAGGACCGCACAGCCACCCGUUCCACUCAAUCUUGGUCCACCUGUCCGGACGCUCAAGUCCAUCGUAGAGAAUUCGACCAAGGCUAUAGCCCCUGAUGGCACCAAGAUCAACCCUGUGCCUUUCCUUUUGUCGUACAAAGACGUUCAACUCUGCUCCGCCGAGUUCCGCCACAGCCCUUCCACCACCGACGAGGCGUAUGCCAUUGCGUCGACGAGCAACAUCCGUCACUGUGUCUGUCCAGUCUGUGCUCCACUCAUUGCUGCGCAGGUGGUAUUCUAUUACGCCCGCCGACGCUACCGCACUGAUUGCGAGGCUGCAAUGCAAAAGUACACCUUUGAAUAUGACCGGCUGAAUCAGACGCUGCAACAGGCCAAACAUACUCUGGACGUAGUCACGGCAGAUGUCAGGAUGAAGCAGGCUGUAUUCUACAGGAAUCUCACCCUCCAGGAAAAGAAUUCCUCGGGUAGUGGCAACGAGAACGACACUUCUCAGAGACAGGGUGUGAGAUGGAACGAGGUUACAUGCGGAACUGGAGACCACCUUCCUCAUUCCUUGCAGAACGAUGAACGGAAGCAGUAUCAUCAUGAGCAUAUGAAAGGCUCCAUUGGUUGCAGUAGCAAGACACAUGUGCCCUUGCCUUCAGCGCCCUGUGGCCACACACCUUCCCAUCCCCUCGACACGAGCGGCUACGGCAUUGCUUUCUGCGACUUUUACCACAGGGACCAGGAGACCGGGGAGAAGGACGAACAAUGCGACUGCAAAGAGCACAAAGAUGCCCUAGGCCUGGAUGCCGUUACCGACGAGCUCACCCCUCUGCCCCCUCAACCCGCAGCACCCAUCGCCGCCGCCCUCUUGAUCGCGGCCUUGACCUUCAGCACCCCGGGUCCCCUAGAUAUCAAAGACGACAGCGGACUCCAAGGAUACCUCGACGUCUACCAGUGCUUACACAAUCUGCCCAAGGACCCUAGCAUACCCUGUGCUCACAUCAACGAGUUCGUCACGGCUUACUCACCCGAUGCCCACAUGUGCCUGCCGUGCGCCAGGCUUGUUUCCGCCAGGCGCGCUUUGUUUGCUGCCAAACAGGCCAUGUACGAAGUCGAGCAGAGCAAUGUUACCGGAACAGAGCUCGAAGUGGAGAGUGUAUUCACGACGCGGAAGCAGGCGGAGCAGCUUGUUCAGUGGCGCGAGGAGGCGCACGAUGCCAUGACUGCCGUUGCGCGGGCUGAUCAUUUCGUCUGCAACGAGAUUGAGAGUUUCAUUGUGUUCGGCAAGGAGUAG